AUGGCGCCAUCUAUACCACCUGCCGCCGGUAGCGGUACACCGUCGACAGCCGCCGAAACACUUCAUAUGGCCACCACUACCAUUAAAGUUGAUGGAAUGACAUGCGGCGCCUGUACAUCGGCGGUAGAAUCAGCCUUCGAGGGUGUUGCUGGAGCUGGAGAGGUCUCGGUCAGUUUAAUGAUGGGAAGGGCGGUAGUACACCACGACCCGGACGUUUUACCUGCCGAAAAGGUUACGGAGAUUAUUGAAGAUCGCGGUUUUGACGCUGAGGUUCUGAGUACGGAUAUACCAAAAACGGAAAAUGAUAAAUCAAUGAAGGAUUUCAGACCGUCACAGUGCACGACAACUCUCUCCGUUCAGGGAAUGACCUGUGGCGCUUGUACAUCCGCAGUUGAGGGCGGGUUCACCGACGUCCCAGGAGUCGAAUCGGCAACAGUAUCUCUACUCUCGGAACGAGCUGUCGUUAUACAUGACCCCUCGGUUAUAACGGCUGAACAAAUCGCAGAGAUUAUUGAAGACCGAGGUUUUGAUGCAAGCGUCAUAGAAUCGAAAAACUCCGAUUCGGAUCCUUCGGGAGUCACACCAUCGGGGAAAUCAUCUGCACAAAUGAAGUCUACAGUGUCUAUCGAAGGAAUGACAUGUGGAGCCUGUACAUCCGCUGUAGAGAACGCUGUAACUGGGCUACCCGGUCUUAUCCGUUUUAACAUAAGUCUGCUAGCAGAGCGUGCUGUUAUUGUCCACGACCCAUCCGUUCUUCCAGCAUUGAAGAUAUCUGAGGCUAUCGAGGAUGCCGGAUUUGAUGCACGGAUCCUGUUCUCCGAGCCCGACAGCUCCAUAAACUCCACAACUUCCACGCCUCUCAACUUCAAUGUACACGGGAUUUCUGACGCAGCCUCCGCGGCAGACCUGGAGGAUGUUCUUCGCAAAACACCAGGUAUCUUGUCUGCCAGCGUUCGACUAUCAAACUCCCAAGCUUCAGUGUCCUUCGACCCAUCGCAAAUAGGAAUCCGGGCUGUAGCCAAAGUGUUCGAGGAUGCCGGCUACAAUGCUUUACUCGCAGAAUCCGACGACAACAACGCUCAACUUGAAUCCCUUGCAAAAACACGGGAGAUCCAGGAAUGGAAAAGGGCCUUCAUCAUUUCAUUAUCUUUCGCCGUACCCGUCAUGUUAAUAAGCAUGAUCUUCCCCAUGUACCUACACUUCCUCGACUUCGGCAGCUUGGAACUAAUUCCCGGAUUAUUCCUCGGAGAUGUCGCCUGCAUGUUUCUUACGAUACCCGUCCAAUUCGGCAUCGGCAUGAGGUUUUAUCGGGCAGCCUUCAAGUCGCUAAAGCAUCGUUCACCAACCAUGGAUGUCCUCAUCAUGCUUAGUACUUCGCUUGCUUUCUCCUUCAGCAUCUUAGCAAUUCUUGUCUCCGUGCUUCUACCACCGCAUAGCAAGCCUAGCACUGUUUUCGAGACCAGCACGAUGCUUAUCACAUUUAUUACGUUAGGACGGUGGCUGGAAAAUCGGGCCAAGGGCCACACCUCGCGCGCUCUCUCUCGGCUCAUGUCUCUUACCCCUUCAAUGGCAACAAUCUAUGACGACCCGGUUGCUGCGGAGAAGGCUGCUGAGAGUUGGAAGAAAUCAGCUAGUUCUAAGCCAGUAAAUAAGCCCGAGUCAACUUCGGCAGCCGUUCACUCAGGUCAAAAGAUCAUACCUACCGAACUUAUCCAAGUCGGUGAUAUCGUGUGCAUCCGGCCAGGCGAUAAAAUCGCCGCUGAUGGUAUCGUUAUUCGUGGCGAGAUGUAUGUCGAUGAAAGCAUGGUAACAGGUGAAGCCAUUCCCAUUAACAAAACUACGGGCCACCAUGUAAUCGCUGGUACGGUCAACGGCACCGGAUGGGCAGAUUUCCGGGUAACAAGAGCUGGUAGAGACACCCAAUUGAGCCAAAUCGUUAAGCUGGUUCAGGAAGCACAGACAAACCGUGCACCCAUACAGAGAAUGGCAGAUACCGUCGCUGGGUAUUUUGUUCCUACAAUUAUUACUCUGGGCUUCGUCACCUUUUUCGGAUGGAUGAUACUGAGCCAUCUCCUCCCCCACCCUCCUAAAGUUUUUCUUGUCGGAGGUAGCGGAGGAACGUUGAUGGUAUGUCUGAAGAUUUGCAUAUCUGUCAUUGUCUUCGCAUGCCCUUGUGCGCUAGGGCUCAGUACCCCAACUGCGGUCAUGGUCGGAACUGGUGUUGGUGCUGAACAUGGUAUCUUGGUCAAGGGUGGUGCCGCGCUGGAAGCCGCCACCAAAGUCAAACAUGUUAUAUUUGAUAAGACUGGAACUAUAACUAUGGGCAAGACAAGCGUUGCAGAGGCAAAAAUGGAACCAACAUGGUCUACGAAUGAAUGGCGGCGCCAACUAUGGUGGGUUAUUGUAGGGUUGACUGAAAUGACGAGUGAGCACCCAAUUGGCAAAACUAUAGUUUCAAAAGCCAAGUCUGAAUCAGGGUUAUCGAACGAUGACCCCCUUGAUGGUGCUGUGAUCGACUUUGAAGCAGUGGUUGGUAAGGGUGUUUCUGCCACUGUUGAGCCUACCUCUGGUCCCGAACGCCAACGAUACAUGAGCCACAUCGGAAAUGCAGUUUUUAUGCGUUCUAAGGGAAUUAAGAUUCCAGACUCUGCCAAUCCUGAUCUUCAAAAGCAAAAAUUUAAAUCAGAGGCACUUGAAACGGCAACAGUAAUUCAUGUUGCCAUCAGUGGCCAAUACGCCGGAACACUCUGGAUACAAGAUUCAAUCAAACCCUCUGCGAAAGCGGCCGUUGCAGCUCUACACCGCAUGGGCCUUACGACUUCGCUUGUGACAGGAGACACUUACGAUACUGCACUCGCUGUAGCAAAUGAAGUUGGUAUACCAUCAGACUCCAUCCAUGCUUCUGUCAGCCCUCUAGAGAAACAGGCAAUUAUAAGCAAACUCCAAACCCCUGAAUACCCUAUUGCCAUGGUUGGAGAUGGCAUCAACGACUCUCCUGCGCUAGCCACUGCCUCGGUUGGAAUUGCACUCGCGUCCGGUACAGAAGUUGCCAUGGAAGCAGCUGACAUUGUUCUUAUGCGUCCAGAGGAUCUACUUUUAGUACCCGCAAGUCUAUGUCUGUCAAGAUCCAUUUUCAACCGUAUCAAGAUCAACCUUCUUUGGGCCUGCGUAUACAAUGCCAUCGGUAUACCAUUUGCGAUGGGGCUAUUCUUGCCUUUCGGUGGUGUGUCUCUUCAUCCCAUGGCUGCUGGUGCGGCUAUGGCAGCUUCGAGUGUCAGUGUGGUUGUUAGCAGUUUACUUCUAAAGUUCUGGAAACGACCUAGCUGGCUUAAGAUUGAACGCUUGGAGAGGGAGGUCGAUGAGGGUUUGAUAGAUUCUACGGGCCAGGCGUACGGGAAACGAGAGAAAUGGUGGAAGAAAUCCCCCUUCACAUCUCCGGUAUCCCCUGCCAAGAAUAAUUGGGCCGGUGCCUUCCGGUUUAUAUCCCGGGCUAUGGGAAGAGGCAGCAAACCUACGGAGGAAGACGGUUACGUACCACUACAAACAGUGGAUAACGGACAGUAG
This is a messenger RNA of Nannizzia gypsea CBS 118893, 3564 nucleotides long. Its product is annotated as copper-transporting ATPase 2. The record is from RefSeq and is a predicted model, not a curated record. Gene Ontology annotation, molecular function: ATP binding; copper ion binding; ATP hydrolysis activity. The coding region runs from base 1 to 3564 and encodes 1187 amino acids. Gene Ontology annotation, biological process: copper ion homeostasis; monoatomic cation transport. The transcript has a single exon. NCBI's taxonomy places the organism in Eukaryota, Fungi, Ascomycota, Eurotiomycetes, Onygenales, Arthrodermataceae. Gene Ontology annotation, cellular component: membrane.